CGCACAGAGACGUAGAUAUUUUUGCAGCAAUUCGCGCAUCACGACGAGCAGUCUCGUGAGCUCGUCGCUGCGGAAAAGCGAGAUCCCCAUCGCAUUGUUCGCUUUUUCUUCCCCACCGCAAUCGCAGAAGAGGUCUCCAUCCACCGAUUGUCCCUACCGGAUCUGCCCUGCUCCAGACCAACUUGGCUUCGACGAGCCAUGCUGCUCAAUCUGGGAUCGCACUCCGGGAUCAAGUCCCGCAGCACCGUCACCCUUGUCUUCCGGUUGCCUUACUACACCCAAUGGGGGCAGAGUCUCCUCAUCUGCGGCUCCCAGCCCCCGCUCGGCUCCGGGAACGUCAAGCAAGGGCUGGCCUUGAGCCCGUCGCACCAGGGCGAUGAGUUGAUCUGGUACGCUAAGGUCUCCGUCUCCGCUGGUUUCAGUUGCGAGUACAGUUACUAUGUCGUCGACGAUAAUCGAAAUGUGCUGAGGCGGGAGGCGGGGAAGAAACGGAGGUUUACGCUGCCGAGUGACGUACCGGAAAAAGCCGUAGUGGAAAUUCGUGAUCUUUGGCAGGAAGCUUCGGAAUCUUUGUUCCUUAGCAGCGCAUUCAAAGAUGUCAUUUUUGGCGGAGAGAAAGACUUGGACGCUGACGAAGAGGGUCCUGAUGUUUCUCUGAAAAGCUUGGACUGGCAAGAUUCAAUCGUUGUUCAAUUCAUGAUUAGAUGCUCAAAAAUAGAACACGGAGCUUCAAUUGGUGUUACUGGAAGUGCCUCCCAAUUAGGCAAAUGGAAGACCCAGGAUGGACUAAGGCUAAAAUAUGCAGGAGACAAUACUUGGAAAGCAGAAUGUGUGUUGAGGAAAUAUGAGUUCCCACUUAAAUAUAAAUAUUAUCAAGUUCAUGAAUUGACUGAUCCUACUCUUGAACUUGGACCCAACAGAGAGUUAUCUGUUGACUCCCAGUCAAUUCAUCCUCCCAACUACAUUGUACUAGCAGAUGGCCCCUUUCGGGUAACUGCGUGGAGGGGUUCUGGUGUUGCUAUACCAAUGUUCUCCAUUAGAUCCACUGACGAUCUUGGAGUUGGAGAAUUCCUAGAUCUGAAGUUGCUUGUUGAUUGGGCUAUUGAAUCUGGUUUUCACCUCGUACAGCUUCUUCCAAUCAAUGACACCUCAGUUCAUAGAAUGUGGUGGGAUUCUUAUCCAUACAGUUCUCUCUCUGUAUUUGCACUGCAUCCUUUGUACCUGAGAGUUCAAGCCCUUUCAGAUGACAUCCCAGAAAACAUUAAGGAAGAGAUACUGAAGAUGAAACAACAAUUGGACAAAAAGGAUGUUGAUUAUGAGGCUACAAUGGCUGCUAAAUUAUCAAUUUCAAAGAAAAUAUUUGAUCUAGAAAAGGAAAAAAUACUAAAUUCUGGCUCUUUUAAAACGUUCAUCUCUGAGAAUGAGAAUUGGUUGAAACCAUAUGCAGCAUAUUGUUUUCUAAGGGACUUCUUUGAGACAUCAGAUCGCACUCAAUGGGGUAGCUUUUCUCAUUUCUCCAGUGAAAAGCUCGAGAAACUGGUCUCAGAGGAUGCCUUACAUCAUGAUGUUAUAUUCUUUCACUACUAUAUUCAGUUCCAUCUACAUAAGCAAUUAUCAGAAGCAGCAGAUUAUGCAAGGAAGAAAAAAAUUGUAUUGAAAGGUGAUUUGCCAAUAGGUGUUGACAGGAACAGUGUAGAUACAUGGGUAUAUCCAAACUUAUUUCGUAUGAACACAUCCACUGGAGCUCCUCCAGAUUAUUUUGACAAAAAUGGACAGAAUUGGGGUUUUCCUACAUAUAACUGGGAGGAAAUGUCAAAGGACAAUUAUGCAUGGUGGCGAGCUCGGCUGACACAGAUGGCAAAGUAUUUUACAGCCUAUAGGAUAGAUCACAUCCUAGGUUUCUUUAGAAUUUGGGAACUUCCUGAUCAUGCUGCUACUGGUUUAGUUGGAAAAUUCCGUCCAUCUAUUGCCCUGAGUCAGGAGGAGCUUGAAAAGGAAGGCAUAUGGGAUUUCAAUCGGUUGAGCUGUCCAUAUGUUCGGCAAGAAAUCUUACAGGAGAAAUUUGGAACAUUUUGGACUGUGAUUGCAUCGAAUUUUUUCAAUGAAUACCAAAAGCUCUGUUACGAGUUCAAGGAAGAUUGCAAUACAGAGAAAAAUAUUAUAUCCAAACUCAAAACCCUUCCUGAAAAGUCACUGUGGUUGGAGAAAGAAAGCAAGAUACAAAGUGAUCUUUUGGAGCUUAUACAGAAUAUUGUUCUUAUCAGAGAUCCUGAAGACCCAAGGAAAUUUUAUCCUCGUUUUAAUCUCGAAGACACAUCCAAUUUUAAAGCUUUAGAUGAACACAGCAAAAAUGUACUUAAGAGAUUAUACUACGAUUACUAUUUUUGCCGGCAAGAAGAUCUAUGGCGUCAGAAUGCAAUGAAAACUCUGCCUGUACUAUUGAACUCCUCUGAUAUGUUGGCCUGUGGGGAGGAUCUUGGACUCAUCCCUUCUUGUGUCCAUCCCGUAAUGCAAGAAUUGGGUUUAAUUGGCUUACGCAUUCAGAGAAUGCCUAAUGAACCAGACAGAGAAUUUGGUAUACCAUCUCAAUACCCUUAUAUGACGGUCUGUGCACCAUCUUGCCAUGACUGCUCCACCAUGCGCGCUUGGUGGGAGGAAGAUGAAGAAAGGAGAUGCCGGUUUUACAGAGAUGUCGUUGGUUGUAAUGAUAUUCCUCCUCCUCGUUGCACCACAGACAUAGCAUACUACAUUAUUCAGCAGCACAUUCAAGCACCAUCGAUGUGGGCAAUUUUCCCACUUCAGGACAUGUUGGCACUAAAAGAUGAAUACACAACUAGACCGGCAGUAGAGGAGACCAUAAAUGAUCCAACAAAUCCAAAGCAUUAUUGGCGAUAUAGAUUACAUAUCAACUUAGAUUCCCUGUUGCUUGAUAACGAUCUCAAAAACCUCGUAAAAGACAUGGUGAUUAACAGUGGAAGAUCAUAUCCUGUGGAGAAGAACAAUGGAAUUGGUGUUGCUGCUGCCUCAGAAAAGAAGCAGGCAGAGAAAGAUCAAGAAGGAAUUGCCACCAUUCAAAUAAAUGGCAGUUCAUCAAACAGAAGCUCCAUCCCUGUUUGAUUCAACUCUCACUAGAGCUCUCUCUAUGUGUGUCUUUUCUUUAAUAGAAAGCUAUGAAAGUACAAGGAUUAUAAAUUUGAGGUCAUAAUUUAGCUUCAUAGAAGAAUGAGGUUGAUGAAUAAUAGUGCCUCAUAGCAUGAAGCACCCCCUCAAUUUAAAUUUGAGGCAUCAACUUGAAUGGAGCUCAAACUUGGAUUAUAACAGAUUUUACUGCAUCUAUUUAUGUUUUUUGAACACACAUUCUAAGUCCUAAGGAGAGGCUCCACUGUUGUAAUUCUUUACAUUAGGGUUUGUAGUGAUCAGAAUUAUAUGGUUCUAGAUUCAUUUGUUAAAAGGCGAUUCGUUCGCCCUAUCAUCUCUGCCGGUCCGUCGCCAGGCCAUCAUGGUAGAUUCAUAUGUUA
Zingiber officinale is the source of this 3518-nucleotide messenger RNA. Its product is annotated as 4-alpha-glucanotransferase DPE2-like. The transcript is spliced from 22 exons. Gene Ontology annotation, biological process: carbohydrate metabolic process. Bases 199 to 3117 code for a protein of 972 amino acids. Lineage: Eukaryota; Viridiplantae; Streptophyta; Magnoliopsida; Zingiberales; Zingiberaceae. The record is from RefSeq and is a predicted model, not a curated record. Gene Ontology annotation, molecular function: starch binding; 4-alpha-glucanotransferase activity.